UAAAGCGAUGCUGUUAUGGUCCGACGGUGACGUUUGCAAAUCUGGCGUUUGUGCUUAUCGCAGUGCUGGGUUUAGCUGGGAGUGCCUUGCAGCAAAGCGAGUGUAUUCUCGGUACACGUCAACGUGUGACCUGCAGGAACGGAUAUAUAUUCGUUGAUACGCUGGACGGACACGUUGGACGGCUGGUUCGAGUUUCACGGACAUCCGAGUCGAUCAGAAUUCCUUCUCGAGGCCUAGUGGAAGGCGUGAAUCCUCGGGCUAACCUGCGCGCUCCGGCCGGGAUGACAGGACAUGCUGCCGGGGAGAGCUGUUGAUGUCUUACGCUAAUCUUGCCCAUACGAGGGCAAGCACCUGAACUCAGAGAGGAAACGUAGGUGGUUUUCUGAUGAGGCUGCCAUGGUGUUUCUGGAUGUCAGGGUUUGAAGUCACUGCUCGCUCCUGUGGACCGUGUUGAGACCUGCUGCACUUGAGGCUCAGAUCGCCACACACUUACGACUGAAGACCAGCCAAACCUGACAGACAUGAACCGAUACCUGCCGGUGGCACGGCAGCACUUCCUGACUGCUCUAGCCAGCACAAGUGUGGUGGUGAAAUGUAUAUGUGUCACCGUGUUUGUGCUUUACCUCAUCUCGUGGCUGGCGAACACACAAGUGGCUCUCGCAAUUACACCCGGAUACCUCUUUCCUCCCAACUUCUGGAUCUGGACUCUGUUGACACACGGUGUGGUGGAGCAGCACGUGUGGGACGUAGCACUAAAUGUGGCCACAGUGAUCACUGCAGGGAGACUGCUGGAGCCUCUAUGGGGCGCUCUGGAGUUACUUGUCUUCUUUGUGGUGGUGACCGUUGCUGCCGGUUUGCUUUCGGGCCUCUCCUACGUUCUCGCCUACGCUGCCACCUUCGACCUAAGCUACCUGUUUGAUGUGCACAUCAGCGGCGCGCCCACGUUUCUCGGUGCCGUCCUGGUGGCUCUAAAGCAGACGUCAGGCGACACGACUGUGCUUCGAGUGCCUCAGAUUCGUUUGAAGGCAGCCCCAGCACUGGUCCUGCUAACAUUAGCUAUCUUGCGGCUAGCUGGGCUGCUGGAAACCUCUGCACCGUUAGUGGGAUGCAGCUAUGGUGCAUUAGCAGGGUGGGUAUACUUACGCUUCUACCAGAGGCACAGCCGUGGGCGUGGCGACAUGUCAGACCACUUUGCCUUCGCCUCCUUCUUCCCAGAGGCACUUCAGCCGGCAGUGGGCCUCAUCGCCAGCCUGGUGCAUGCUGCCCUUGUCAAGAUGAAGGUGUGUCGCAAGAUGGUGAAGCGCUACGAUGUCGGCGCACCGUCAUCCAUCACGAUCAGCCUGCCUGGCACAGACCCACAGGAUGCCGAGAGGAGACGGCAGCUGGCGCUGAAAGCUCUGAAUGAGCGGCUAAAGCGAGUGGAGGACCAGUCUGCCUGGCCCAGCAUGGAGGACGAGGAAGACAACGACGACGACGAAGUUCGGACAGACGCGCCCCUGCUCCCGGCUCGUGACCCCUCGCCGCCAGCUCCCAGCACUACCCAGAAUUCCACAGGGCAAGAGUCGAGCAUUAUAAGCUUUGAAGACGCCCCCACUCACUCCUAACACACACGCACAAACACACAAACACACGUGUACAUGCGUACAGGAACCGUCGAGUUCAGCCCUCUGAAUCUGAGACACAAUCACAACACCUGCUGAAGAGGCGGUGAUGAUUUACCCUCGAGAGCAAGACGGCUUGCCAUAGGUAGUUUAUAAAUCUUGAUCAGUUCUAAUAAACGCUCUUACACAAACAAGCCUACAAGUACACUGAUUAUGUUCAGCUUAGACGUUGUACAGAUGAACUUUUCUGAAAGUGUGUAUCUGUAGCACUCAUUUUUUUUUAUUUGCAAUGUACAAACAAACUCACUUCUGUGUGUGUGUGUGUGUGCGUGAAUGUGUGUUUGUAUUUGUGUGCGUAAGGAUUCUGGAUGGAGUUUGUUCUGAAUAAAUGCUUCAGCUGCUGCUGGGACAUAUUACUUCUAAUUUAAAUUAGCUACAAGCUUACAGGCAGUUGACUGAUGGGUAACUCCGAGACUUUGUAAACUUUUUCGCCCACCCCAGCAGCAGGUAACAAAGCAAUUGAGGAGGAUUUUUUAUGCAUACACCUUUUUUGCUUGGAAAUUGGGUUUAAAUGCUAUUCGUGCCUGUUCCUCACUGGCAGAGACUUUCAGAAAUCAUUUCAGACAUUAGCUGGUUUGCCAAAGGUGGACAAUUGUCUGAGGAAAGAAAUGGAAAAAAAAAAAAAAAACAAGUUGUGCUCUGUGUUAUAUUAAUGUUGGUAGGUUCCUUACAUUGAGUUAUUAACCACAGAGGCAUCUUUUCUCGUGUUUAAUUAUUUGCUCACAUCCACACGAAUUAAAACUAGCUAUGAUUCACGAUGAUAUCUUGUAAACGUAAUUACCUGCAAGAGGUAAGGAGCUGCAAAAUAUGUGCAAGUCAGUAGGAUGCAGAAAUUUCAGUACCUGAACAUUAGUCACAAUAACAUAAGUAGGUUUUUUGUUUGUUUGUUUGUUUUUUACAUUUUUUAAGCACUACUCCCUGCAGUGUUGUGGUUCCUCACAAUCCUGAAGUGUGGAUUAAGAAGUUUGCAUUUUAUUGACAUUAUGAGGAGCUGAAUUUCCAAAACAGACUAUUUUGUAGCCACCAGCAAUCCAAAAGCCUUAAAUAUAGGUGCAAUGAUUGUGACUGGAACAAGUAAACAACAAUUAAAGCAUGUUUAACAUGGUGUAACGUGAGAAAUGAGUAAGACAUUUGCUUUUUUUUGUCCCCUGUCUGUCGUGUCAUGUGUCUUGAGGCUCAUUCUUUCCCAUGGAUAAUAAAGCAAACAUGCCAGCUGUGGUCCAUGCACACGUUUGUACAAGAUGCACCUCUAGGCUAUAACUUUAUGAUUAUCAUCCAUUUUCUUUUGUGCGAGUGUGUGUGUAUGUGUAAAAUCCAGAUUUCAACUAAUGACAGCAAUACAGCCGCAUACUCCAGUUCUACUGUCCACUCCACCUUCCUUCUCUGUCAUUAUCUAUCAAGCUUCAUGAACUAAGGAAUCAUUAAGGAAUCAGUUUAUCACUUCUAUAUGCUAAUUUUUUUUUAAAAAAUAAAUAAAAUCUACACGGUGUAAAGCUGAACCUCAAUCAUUAAUACACACUAUAAUGUUUGAUGUGUAUUGCCGUCAUUCCCUAUGUUGAUCUGCGUGAUUUUUUUUUUUCAGUAUUUUUUUUUUUUUAAAAAGCAGCAUUCAAGAAAUCAACUUACCUGCUCUAUCAUUCUGUGUGAGGGAAAGACGUUUUGUACGUUUGAAUAAAAAGUGAAUGUAUUCGAGAGAGCAAAAAAAGAGAGAAAACUGAGUAUGUUUUUAUAAAGCAGAUUUUUUUUCUCUACAGAUUUGACAAAUGUUCAGAGACAGAGGGAAAAGGCUUUGGGAACAGUUUAUAGUAACUGGUUGUAUUUCCUCACUAAAUAAUUUUUGUUUGUUUAGGCUGUUUAUUUUCUGCUGUUAAUCUUUUCCCCCUUUCUAGCUCUAAGUCUCAACACUUUUCUUUACUCUUUUUUCUUUACACUUUUCACGUCUCCCGAGUUCCACUUCAAAUUCUCUCUCUGUCUCCAAUAAAAGGUUCUAUGGAGAACA
Molecule: messenger RNA, 3660 nt
Organism: Pangasianodon hypophthalmus (striped catfish)
Lineage: Eukaryota; Metazoa; Chordata; Actinopteri; Siluriformes; Pangasiidae
Gene: tmem115
Product: transmembrane protein 115
Exons: 3
Coding region: 522-1604 (360 amino acids)
Biological process (GO): retrograde vesicle-mediated transport, Golgi to endoplasmic reticulum
Cellular component (GO): membrane; Golgi apparatus
Source: RefSeq, a predicted model, not a curated record